UCUCGAUGUUCUUGUUUAGCUAUUUGUCUAGCCUUAUUUCUGGUUCAUAAUAUGCUAAUUGAUGUUUAUGAUAAAUUCUUUUUUAUUUUCUAGUUUUCAAGAUAUAACAUAUUCAGAGAAUGUGCAAUGGAAUGAAAAUAUUUUAUCUAAAAAUGCUGAAUACGGCUUUCUCCCUUUGCCCUCUACUUCGCAGCCACCACAAGGACUUACUUUUGAAAAAACACUAGUUUCCCAGAAUGAAUCAGUAGAAAAUGUUAAAGUUCCUGUUCGCAACUAUGAAAGAAUUGUGGGAAAACCUAAUAGAAAUAGAGAUUCUACAUUAACUGAACGUGAGAAGAUUCUGCUGAGUCAUUUGACUCAAACUAAAUUAAGCUUAAAGCGUUUGGCAGUCGAAAUGCGAACUGUGAGGAAGACACUAAUAAAUUGUUUGUAGCUUAUAACGAUAUUAGCAGGGUCCGCACUGACAUGCCUAAUAGAAAUAAUAAUGAUGACAUUCAAGUUGUUGAUGAGAUAGUUUAUCCUGUUUUGUCUUUGCCCAAUGAAAUCGAUUUCUUUUUAUAUGAAAAUGAUUUAUGUAACUUUUUGGAGCAGCCAGUAGUAUAUGUUAGUGGUUAUUUAGCUGCAAAAUUAUUAGAUAGAACGAAAUGUCAGAAAUGUAAAGAUUCGUUAAAAGUUGAUAAACCAGUAGAUGACUUAAACAAUUAUAUUAGUUUUAAAGAAUGGUGGAAAGAUUCGAGCUCAUUGUGCUUUCCUUCUAAACCUUUAUGUCAUUUUGUAAACAAGAGCCAAAUUCAUUUCAAAGCUAUUAUAUCUCAGGACUUACAAAUUAAAAAUAUAAAGCAGUA
Molecule: messenger RNA, 845 nt
Organism: Melitaea cinxia (Glanville fritillary)
Lineage: Eukaryota; Metazoa; Arthropoda; Insecta; Lepidoptera; Nymphalidae
Exons: 4
Coding region: 62-433 (123 amino acids)
Source: RefSeq, a predicted model, not a curated record